Molecule: messenger RNA, 1611 nt
Organism: Cryptosporidium muris RN66
Lineage: Eukaryota; Apicomplexa; Conoidasida; Eucoccidiorida; Cryptosporidiidae
Product: NLI interacting factor-like phosphatase family protein
Exons: 2
Coding region: 1-1611 (536 amino acids)
Molecular function (GO): phosphoprotein phosphatase activity
Source: RefSeq, a predicted model, not a curated record
AUGGAGGAUAGAGAUACAGUUGGGAUUUCAAUGAUUAAUGAAGGAAAUAGAGAAAAUUGGGUUAAUAAUUCAAUAUCACCAGAUAAUUCUUUAUUAAUACGUAGGAUACAUCAGAAAACAAAUUCUAAAUCUGAUUUAUUUCAUCAAAUUUCAUCACCAACAUCUUCUACACGAACUUCGGUUUCACAUGAUACUCAAGAUUCUAUAGUUACCUCAUUUAUAGUUUUAGAUGAACAGGAAAUACCUUUUGAUGAAGUAAUAUCUGAGAAUAAAAAUCAAAGCUACUUUUUAAAUUGUAAUAAUUAUAUAGAAGUUGAUGAUAAAAGUAAAUCCUUUAAAGAUAGUGAUGGAAUAAAUGAUUGUAAAAAUAGUAGUAAAUAUAAGAUGUUAAAUACUAAAACAACUAAUAGAAAAGAAAGUAAUAAGAUAAUAGAUAAUAAUGAGAUAAUAAAUAGUGAAAUUAGAGAAAUAAUGACUUGUAUUGAAAAUGAGGAAUAUAAUAAGAAUAAUAAUUCAAUAAUGAUUGGAGAUAUUAAAGAUAUAAGAAUUAUUGGUAAGAACUCUGAAAAUAAUGAGAAUAAAGAGAAGAAAGAGAAUUUAAUGUCAAAUAGUUAUAUACAAGAUAAUGAUAAUAAUAUUUUGAAUAAAGAUAUAGUUUCAUUAGAAAAAAGUUAUAUUAUUAGUAAUAAGAGAUCAAAAAAUAAAUGGAAAUCAAAGAAGAAGUUGAGUGAAAAGAUAUUACUUAUAUUUAAUAAUUUAAAGAGUGAUUUCCUUUCAUGGAAGAUUGGUAACUGGGGUUCAAAUAAAGGCCCUUCUAAUUUUUUGAAUAAUAGAAGUAAUAAAGAUAAUAGAAAACAAGAUUUAGAUUUUAAAAGUCAUGAUAUGAUUAUAGAUGAAAGUAAUGGAGAUGAAACUUGUUAUACAAAUGAUAGUAAUAUUAGUAGGAAGACAGUUAGUACUAUUGAUGAAUGUAUAUAUCCAAGUAUACCAUAUUUAGAGCCACAAAAACCGGAGUAUUUUGGAAGAAAGACAUUGGUACUUGAUUUAGAUGAAACUUUAGUACAUAGCUCAUUCCAACCAAUAAGAGCAGCCUCAUUUGUUAUUUCUGUUGAAAUUGAAUAUGAAAUGUAUAAUGUAUAUGUAUUAAAAAGACCAGGUGUUGAUAAAUUUCUUGAAGUAGUUAGCUCACUAUAUGAAGUUGUUAUUUUUACUGCAAGUUUAUCUAAAUAUGCAAAUCCAUUAUUAGAUAAACUUGAUCCACGUGGUUUAUGCCCUUACCGUCUAUUUCGUGAAAAUUGUACAGUAGAAGGAAAUUCUUUUAUAAAAGAUUUAUCAAAACUUGGUAGGAAUUUAGAAGAUGUUAUAAUUAUAGAUAACUCUCCAAUAUCAUACUUAUUUCAACCAGAGAAUGCUAUUCCAAUUACUUCAUGGUUUAAUGAUAAAAAUGAUACUGAAUUAUAUGAUUUAUUACCAUUACUUAGUGUAUGUUUUAUAUUUAAUCUUUUUUUUUGUAAUAGUAAUAAAUUAAAUUAUAUGGAAAUAAAAUUUCAAAAUAUUAACUUUAUGAUAAUGGAUCUUUUUUCAGAUACUUGCAAGAAAGAAGUUAAAUAA